Messenger RNA from Paramormyrops kingsleyae, 2197 nucleotides. RefSeq names its product GTPase IMAP family member 8-like. The record is from RefSeq and is a predicted model, not a curated record. Lineage: Eukaryota; Metazoa; Chordata; Actinopteri; Osteoglossiformes; Mormyridae. Gene Ontology annotation, molecular function: GTP binding.
UGACAGUGGAGGAGAGGCAACGCAGUGGGUGUCGCCUACUGCUUUAAGGAGUGUGUCAGCAACAGAGAGAGAGAGCGAGGGAGCAUUUUAAGCAAGAAAAGGAGCGAGAAAACGACUCAGGAAGGCACAAAUAGCAAAGGCAGAGGUACAGAUGAACAUAAGCCAAGAAUUAAGUCUUAAUAGUCAAGACAGACUGAUCUCUGACAGUGGUAGGAUGAAUGAAAACGGGAUGGCGCCCCCUGCUGGCUUUCCAGAGCUCCGACUGGUCCUCCUAGGAACCAUAGGCUGCGGCAAGACCCACUCCGGAGACACCAUCCUGGGGACAUCCUCCCGGGUCUCCGACUACACUUCCCCCAGGAUCUGCCAAAACAGGCAAGGCCUGUCGGAAGGGCGGAUGCUGAACCUGGUGGAAACCCCGCGCUGGUACUGGUCGGGAGGCCGGGUGGAGACCACCGUCAGGCGGGAGACGGCACGGGCCCUCAGUCUAACGGCCCCGGGGCCCCACGCCUUCCUUCUCCUCAUCCCCGUGGGGCAGUUCACCGAGGUGGAGGGGCGGGUUCCCAGCCAGAUGGAGGAGAUGUUCGGGCAGGACGUGCUGCGGCACACACUGGUGCUGUUCACCUGUGGGGACUACCUGAUGGGGAAGGGGACGGAGGAGUACCUAGCAGGGGAGGGGCCAGGCCUGAAGGAGGUGCUGGACAGGUGUGGGGGGCGAUACCAUGUCAUUAACAACCGCAGGCCCCAGGACAGGGGGCAGGUCCGGAGCCUUCUGGAAAAGGUGGAGAACAUGGUGCGAAUUAACGGGGACUGUUACGUUCACCACAUAGCCGCCCCGGUAGAUGCAGAACGGAGACCGGUGGACAGGACGUGGAGUUCAAACCCGAUGGUGCUCAAAACACAGAACCGGAGAGAGUCGUGGGACGGGUCGCGCCUCACCGGGACGGAGGAAAGAGACAUAGGGGUGGAGGAGGCGGUCACCGCGAAGCAACUGCCCAACGGACUGCAUGCAGCGGCGCCGCCACGUCGAACAUCAGACUCCAGCAACCCGCUGGAGAGAAGACCCAGCUUCCGUCUGUCUGCAGAGGGCGCCCUGCUCUCCCAGCUCAUGGAUGAAAAACCAGCCCCGAGCUAUGUCAAUACCAUCUUCCACCGUAUCUCUUCCACCUCUGAGGAGGCGCCCCCUACCAUUUCCCAUCCUUCCAGCUCUGCGGAGGACGCCGUCUUUCCAUCCCCUGCUCCCUUCCUCUCCACCACUCUUCCAGAGCUGAGGCUCCUCAUCCUCGGCCGAAGGGGCACGGGGAAGAGAGACAUGGGGAACUGCAUCCUGGGAAAGGAGGCGCUCCUGUCCCGGGACGGCGCUGAUCUGGAGUGCGAGAGGAGAACUGCCAUUGUGGCAGGGAAUCAGGUAGCUGUGGUCCACACCCCUGACUGGCUGGACUCAGAGCACCUUCUGGAGGAUGUGCAGAAGGGUCUCUCCGAAGGCCUGUCUCUCUCCUCCCCGGGACCCCACGCCUUCCUGCUCUGCGUCUCAGUGGACCAGCCGGCCGCCGUCGAGCUACGGGCCCUGAGGGCCGUGGAGGGAAUCCUGGGCCCUGACGCGCUCAGGAGCCACAGCAUGGUGCUCUUCACACGUGGCACGCGGGGGGGCGCCAGCAUUGCCGAGCUGGAGGAGCACAUCGCCAGCCAUCGCCAGGACCUGAUGCAGCUGGUGGAGAAGUGUGGGGAUCGCUACCACGUGAUGGAGCCGGGGAGUGUCGGGGAGCUCCUGGAGAAGGUGGAGCAGGCGGUGAAAGAGAGCGGGGGGAGGUGCUACAGCCAUGGAUCCAACCACAGAGUGACGGAGGCAGAGGAUGAGGUCCAGCAGAUGCUCUCCUCUUUUCUGCAGUGUGUGAAAGAGGUGGAGGAGGAUGCAGUCGAGCAAAAAGGGAGCCUGACAGAGAGUCACAAGGGCCAACCAGAUAGCCCUGCCUCUGUCUCCUCUUCCUCCUCAUCUCCCUCGCUCCUUCACUCCUUGUGCCAGAGGGUGGUAGAGGUGUUGAAGGGUGUCCCAAAGCUGCUGGCCGGCGGGGCCCUUCUGGGUGGGGUCUUAGGAAUAUAUCUGGGCGGACCACUAGGGGGCGCUGUGGGGGCGUCUGUUGGCACGGUGGCCACAGAGGUGGGGAGACGAAAGUACAGUGCCAAAAUGAAAACACAGUGA